Setaria italica (foxtail millet) is the source of this 3896-nucleotide messenger RNA. RefSeq names its product phospholipase D zeta 1. Gene Ontology annotation, biological process: phosphatidic acid biosynthetic process; phospholipid catabolic process; intracellular signal transduction. Gene Ontology annotation, cellular component: plasma membrane. NCBI's taxonomy places the organism in Eukaryota, Viridiplantae, Streptophyta, Magnoliopsida, Poales, Poaceae. Bases 257 to 3613 code for a protein of 1118 amino acids. The transcript has 20 exons. The record is from RefSeq and is a predicted model, not a curated record. Gene Ontology annotation, molecular function: D-type glycerophospholipase activity.
CGAACCUAGCUUGCCAUCUAAAGUACCCAAAAACCAGAAACCCAGAUCAGGAAGAAGAAAUUCGAUCAAGAAAAGGGUGGCGAAAAGCCAAAAGCGGCCCAAAUUUGGAAGGCACACCCCCUCUCCCCUUCCUUCCUUCCACGCCGCCGUGCCCCGUGCACCUACCGGUGGCCAUCGAUCGGCGCGCUCGCCCCCUUUCCUUCCCCAAACCGCACUUCGAAGCCAGACAAUCCGUAUAAAUCCCUGCGGGGAAUCUAUGACCGGCGAGGAGGAGGAGGAGCACGGGGGGCACAGGUACAUGAGGAUGCCGCCGGAGCCGCCCGAGCCGGAGUGGAUGGCCGCCGCCGGGGCUUCGUCGGCGUCGUUCCGGCUGCCGGAGUCGGCGCGGGUGUUCGACGAGCUGCCGCGGGCCAGGAUCGUCGGGGUGUCCCGACCCGACGCCGGGGACAUCACGCCCAUGCUGCUGUCCUACACCAUCGAGGUCCACUACAAGCAGUUUAGGUGGCUUCUAUAUAAGAAGGCCUCACAAGUGCUAUAUCUGCACUUUGCGUUGAAGAGACGUGUGUUCCUUGAAGAAUUCCAUGAGAAACAGGAACAGGUCAAAGAAUGGCUUCAAAAUUUGGGAAUCGGGGAGCAUAUGCCAGUUGUACAUGAUGAUGAUGAAGCUGAUGAUGUGCAUGUUCCUUCACAACAUGAUGAACACUCUAUCAAAAAUAGAAAUGUUCCUUCAAGUGCUGUAUUGCCUGUUAUUCGACCAGCACUUGGUCGUCAGCAAUCAAUUUCUGAUCGUGCAAAGGCUGCCAUGCAAGAAUACUUGAACCAUUUUCUGGGAAACUUGGAUAUUGUCAACUCAAGAGAGGUUUGCAAAUUUCUGGAAGUUUCAUUGUUAUCAUUUCUGCCUGAGUAUGGGCCUAAGCUAAAGGAAGAUUACGUUACAGUAAGGCACUUGCCAAAAAUUGAGAUGGGCAGUAAAGGGAGAUGCUGUUCAUCCUUCUGUUUUAAUUUUUGCAGCAGUAACUGGCAAAAGGUUUGGGCUGUACUGAAGCCAGGAUUCUUGGCUUUACUCCAAGAUCCAUUUGAUCCUAAGCUUUUGGACAUAGUCAUCUUUGAUGUGUCACCUUGCACUGAUAGAAAUGGAGAAGGCCAAACCACUCUAGCAAAUGAGAUAAAAGAACGCAAUCCAUUGCAUUUUGGAUUUGAGGUAUCUUCUGGGGGGCGGUCAAUAAAGUUGAGAACAAGAAGUUCAGCUAAGGUGAAAGAUUGGGUUACUGCAAUAAAUGCUGCUCGACGGCCCCCAGAGGGCUGGUGUCACCCUCACCGUUUUGGUUCAUUUGCACCACCUAGGGGCCUGACUGAAGAUGGUAGUGUGGUACAAUGGUUCAUAGAUGGGCGUGCUGCAUUUGAUGCUAUUGCUUCUUCCAUUGAGGAAGCCAAAUCAGAGAUAUUUAUAACUGACUGGUGGCUGUGCCCAGAAUUGUAUCUUAGACGCCCUUUUCACUUCCACGGAUCCUCUAGGCUUGAUAUUCUUCUGGAAUCAAGGGCGAAGCAAGGUGUACAGAUUUACAUUCUUUUGUACAAGGAAGUUUCUCUUGCAUUGAAAAUUAACAGCAUGUACAGUAAACGGAGGCUACUUAACAUUCAUGAGAAUGUUAAAGUUCUGCGCUACCCUGAUCAUUUCUCGACUGGCAUAUAUUUAUGGUCUCACCAUGAAAAAAUCGUUGUCGUUGAUAAUCAAGUAUGCUAUAUUGGAGGCCUUGAUUUGUGCUUUGGUCGUUACGAUUCUCCUGAGCAUAAAGUUGCAGAUUUUCCCCCUUCAACAUGGCCAGGAAAGGAUUACUACAAUCCUAGGGAAUAUGAGCCAAAUUCUUGGGAGGAUACAAUGAAAGAUGAGCUUGAUCGUACUAAAUAUCCUCGCAUGCCUUGGCAUGAUGUUCAGUGUGCACUUUAUGGUCCAGCAUGUAGAGAUGUAGCAAGGCAUUUUGUUCAGAGAUGGAACUAUGCAAAGAGGAAUAAAGCACCAAAUGAGCAAGCAAUUCCAUUAUUAAUGCCUCAUCAUCACAUGGUAAUUCCUCAUUACAUGGGUACAAGCAAAGAAACAAAUGGGGAAACAGAGAGUAAACAGAACCACGGCAUGGAUGUUAAAUUUAAUAGGUUAAACUCCUUGACAACACCAGCAUCGUGUCAGGACAUUCCGUUGCUUUUGCCGCAUGAGCCUGAUCACCAUGCAUUUCCAAAUGGAGAUUUUGGACUGAAUGGUAUGAAUAUCAACAAUGGUCUUUCAGAUCACGCAAAUAAAACCAAACGGAACCAGCCACUGCCCAACCGAAAGGCCAAACUAGAUCUUUCUUUACAAGAUUUACAGAUGAAAGGAUUUGUGGACAAUGUCGGUUCCCCUGAGGUUUCAGUGUCUAAACACUAUGACACCUCAAAACCAGAUACGCAGAACAUAGAUAAGGAGUGGUGGGAGACACAAGAACGGGGAGACCAAGUUUCCUCUGUGCUUGAUGUUGGAGAAGUUGGUCCCCGAGCGGCAUGUCGUUGCCAGGUGGUUAGAAGUGUUGGCCCAUGGUCAGCAGGAACAACUGAAAUUGAAGGAAGCAUCCACAAUGCCUAUUUUUCUCUCAUUGAAAAGGCAGAACAUUUUGUUUACAUCGAGAAUCAGUUUUUCAUAUCAGGUCUUUCAGGAGAUGAUACGAUUAAAAAUCGUGUAUUAGAAGCAUUGUACAGGCGUAUACUUAGAGCAGAGAAGGAGAAAAAAUGUUUCCGGGUUAUUAUUGUAAUACCACUUCUACCUGGUUUUCAGGGUGGCAUUGAUGACGGUGGAGCUGCAUCCGUGAGGGCAAUUAUGCAUUGGCAAUACCGGACUAUUUGUAGAGGGCCUAAUUCAAUACUUAAGAAUUUAUAUGAUGUGGUUGGCUCAAAGGCACAUGAUUAUAUCUCAUUUUAUGGACUUAGAGCACAUGGCAGGCUUGGUAAUGGUGGUCCUUUGGUCACCAAUCAGAUAUAUGUGCACAGUAAAUUGAUGAUUAUAGACGAUCGCAUGACAUUAAUUGGCUCAGCUAACAUAAAUGAUAGAAGCUUGCUUGGAUCAAGAGAUUCUGAGAUUGGCAUGAUUAUUGAAGAUAAAGAGGUUGUCAGUUCUCUAAUGGAUGGAAAACCUUGGGAAGCUGGGAAGUUCUCCCUCAGCCUACGACUUUCUCUAUGGGCGGAACACCUUGGUCUUCUUCCAGGAGAGGUUAGUUGCAUUAUGGAUCCUGUGGAUGAUUCAGCGUACAAAAACAUCUGGAUGGCCACUGCCAAGGUGAACACCAUGAUCUACCAACAAGUAUUCUCAUGUGUUCCCAACGAUCACAUCCAUUCUAGGUACCAAUUUCGGCAAAGCUUUGCUCAUCGGAAGGAGAAGAUCGGCCAUACGACCAUCGACUUGGGUGUUGCCCUAGAGAAGCAAGAAACUAAGCAAGAUAGAGACCUAGCAGAUGCUGACCCUAUGGAGCAGUUGCAGGCCGUUCGAGGUCAUAUCGUUUCCUUCCCUUUGGAGUUCAUGUGCCAAGAGGACUUGAGACCGUUCUUCAGUGAAAGCGAGUAUUAUACAUCCCCACAAGUUUUCCAUUAGUUUCCCCCCUCAUGGAGAAAAGUACACCCAUAGGAUUAGUUGUACAUGUUAUAGGGUUAUUAUGGUUGUAGAACUCUUAUGCCCGGAUGAAUGAAUAUAGGAAAAAGAAGCAGAUUAAGAACUACAUCCUUGCAAAUUUCAAGUAGAGGAUAUUAGGUUCAAGCUCUUUGUAUAGUUCGUAUAUAUCACAGCUAAUUCGGGAGAGAUGAUACACUAAUAGAUUCGUUCGUUUCCGAUGCAAAAUAAAAGCCAGUUGAAGUCGAGGCUGCUGCCUUUAUUCUUA